Molecule: messenger RNA, 2662 nt
Organism: Macadamia integrifolia
Lineage: Eukaryota; Viridiplantae; Streptophyta; Magnoliopsida; Proteales; Proteaceae
Product: golgin candidate 2
Exons: 10
Coding region: 284-2416 (710 amino acids)
Biological process (GO): retrograde transport, vesicle recycling within Golgi; Golgi organization
Cellular component (GO): Golgi cisterna; Golgi membrane
Source: RefSeq, a predicted model, not a curated record
UAACAGUUGAAAGGUCAAACUGUCAAAGAAGGUGCGGGGAUCGUAUAGUUGUUCUCUUUUACGGCCGCGGAUUAUCGUUCCCAAUCCCAUUGUUUUAAUUUCACCUGCAACAAACUUCAGUCUCUAUUCUUUUCGUUUUCUCAGAUUUGGCUCUCUCUUCGUCCUUGAUCCUUCAACUUAUCACGUUUCAGUGUAGAAUCUUCUCUGAAAUGCACCAUAUUUGACUACCAACUCGAAGCCUAAGCAGUUCGAAUGAUUGCGCGAACGAUUUGUUCAUACAAUCAUGGCGGGAUGGAUCUCUUCCAAGCUCAAAGUUGCGGAAACCUUCCUUCAACAGAUUGAUCAGCAAGCGGCGGACUCGCUUGGGAAGAAUGAGAAACCUCUAUCCGAUGAAUUGAAUCAUGAGACCCCAACGAAAGCCGGGGAGGUUGUUCCUCUGAAGGAUCAGCUGAAGAAGAAGACACCCGAUAACAAUGAUUCCUAUGGACAUUCACGCUCAGAUUUCAAAUCGGAUAAAAACCAGGACAAGGGAUUUGGAACAGCUCUUAAACCUUCUCCGAAGCCUACGCCAACUCUUACAGACAAUGACUGGACAGAACUGCUUAGUGCUCCCAAGCCGCCAUCACCCUCUGCCGUUAAUCGGACUAAUGGGAUAUCUGCUAUUCGUGGACCACGGAAGGACGGAAGAAAGCAGGGGAUAUCUGGUUCGAAAAAUUUCUCAUCUGAUAUGAAGAGAAUUCAUGACAGGCCUGGCGUUGUUUCCAAAUCUACGAGCAGGCCAGACAUCGAUCUAGGGUAUAGAUUAAAGGGUGGCGUUUAUUCCCCAGAUAGUAAGCGGAGCGAUAGGGAAGAGUCUGGCUUGUCUGAUUCUAUGCAGACAAAAUCCAGUUCUGAAUCACAAAAUGGCGAUCCUUACAUUGAAGGGAGAGAAACAGGGGCUAAUCUCUUGUCAGAAGCGAAGGGUGAUGCAAGUGACGACUCCAAGGAUGUCCUGGAAACUGCUGGGGGUGGAAAGCAAACUCAUUCUGAAAAUUACAUUGAAAAAGGUAGUGCAGGGAAUGAUUAUCAGCCAGCAGUUGGGAAACAUGCAGCAGAGCUUGUAUCAGGCUCAAAUGCAAUUGAUGGCAUAGUUGAUACAAAGAGGCAGCCUGAUGGUGGUCAGGAUGCAUCCAGGAGUGCUGAAAGGAGGAUUGAUGAGUCAAAUGCAGCUCUGGGAAGUUCUGUUACUCGUGACUUGCAGAGACAUUCUUCAUCAUCGAGUGAUGAAGAGUCUGAUUCAGACACAGACUCAGCUUCAACUUCUGAAUCGGAAAAUGAACGCCAAAGGAGGGCAGAAAAGGCAAGGCAGAGGGAACGGGUUAUGGCUGAGAGAGCUGCUGCUAAAGCUAUUGAGGCCAUAAAAGAGCGUGAGAACAUUGUUGCCAGAUUGGAGGGAGAGAAGCAGAGCUUAGAGAAAGUGCUUGAAGAAAGGGCAAGGCAACAAGCACAAGAGGCUUCUGAGUUGCAGAUGAGUAUGAUGGAUGCAAUGGAAGCUGUUGAUCUGGAGAAGCGAAAACAUAACAAUACCAGAAUGGAAGCCCUUGAACUAAUAGCUAAACUUGAGACUGCAAAUGCCAACCUUGCAAGGUCCCUUGCAUCCACACAGAGGAAUCUUGAUAUGGAGGUUGAACGUGUAGCAGCAAUUCGACGAGAGAUUGAGUUGAAAGAAGCGGUACAAGAAGAUCUCAGAAGGAAAAUGUCCAAGGUUCAUCAGAGUGGUUUAUCAUCAAACCAAUUGGAAGCUUCAAAAGGAGUUGAAUUUGAACGGGAGAUACUUGAGGCAGAGUACUCUUUUAUGUGUGAUAGAAUUGGACAGCUUCAGGAAAAGGCAAAGAAACUAGAAGAAAACAUUGAAAUGACACACAAAGAGAUGGAGAAUCCCACUGAAGUAGAAAUUGAACUCAAGAGAAGGCUUGGGCAGUUGACCGAUCAUUUAAUUCAGAAGCAAGCUCAGGUUGAGGACCUCUCCUCAGAGAAGGCAACACUGUUGUUUAGGAUAGAGACAGUUUCAAGAAUGUUGGAUGAAAACAAGUCAGCAAUGCCACUGGUUGACUUGGGAGGCCCCUCAGUAAGCGAUGACCUGGAAGCAGGGAUGUGGAAUGCUUCCAAUUCAAGGUUUAAGCCAUUCCUUGAGGCUAGAAUCCGAUCUGGAGGACAACACUUUGGAUCACUGCUUCAGCAGUUGGAUGCUAUCUUUUCUGCAGGAGCUGCAUUUAUCCGGAGGAAUCCAGUGGCAAAAUUGUGGUCUCUAGUGUACCUUGUAUGCCUUCAUUUUUGGGUUGUAUAUAUUCUCAUGUCACAUUCUCAACCAUCUGAUGACACCAAAUCCGGGGCCGUCAUCUCCUUGGAGAGCAUCAAUAAUACUGGAGGCAACUAGCUCAUGUCCAGUUUAUUCACUUGCACUACUACAGGUUCUGGGAGAUAAUUUGUACUGAUCGUAGCCUUGCCAAUUAUCACUAUUGAAAUUGUAAAGAUACAAAGGCACUUUGAUGGUGAUUUGAGGAUGGUCACUUGAUCGUCCUUGUUUCGUUGUGUUUGUGCUCGAGUCUACAGUGACCAAGUUGGAUUCUUACUGCCUUGAUGUUUUGCAUAAGGAAAUAAGAGGAUAAUAACUUUUCAACCA